Penicillium pulvis is the source of this 972-nucleotide messenger RNA. Its product is annotated as putative class III chitinase. Gene Ontology annotation, biological process: carbohydrate metabolic process. The transcript has a single exon. Bases 1 to 972 code for a protein of 323 amino acids. Gene Ontology annotation, molecular function: chitinase activity. Gene Ontology annotation, cellular component: extracellular region. The record is from RefSeq and is a predicted model, not a curated record. NCBI's taxonomy places the organism in Eukaryota, Fungi, Ascomycota, Eurotiomycetes, Eurotiales, Aspergillaceae.
AUGCCACCCCUCCCAGACCGGUCGCUGGAGCGCCGGCGAGUGGUCUUAUAUCAUCAAACCCUGAUCCCAGGCGCGGGCCCAUAUGUCCCCAUGAUGCCACUUGUGGAGAACAACACUGGCGUCACGCAUGUUAUUCUGGCAGCGAUUCACAUAAAUGAUCAACCGGGUCACAUUACACUCAACAAUGACCCACCUGACAACCCCAAGUACGACCCUUUAUGGGCGGAAGUGCCCCAGGUCCAGGAGGCCGGCUUGCAGGUCAUGGGUAUGUUGGGUGGUGCGGCCCCAGGCUCAUUCACACGACUUGAUGGCGACCAAGCCCAAUUCGAACUAUUCUAUGGACCUCUUCUGGAAAUUCUCCGCCGAUACAAUCUCAACGGACUCGAUCUCGACGUGGAAGAGAGCAUGUCUCUUCGAGGCGUGAUUCGCUUAAUCGACCGACUCAAGGCCGAUAUGGGUAACGACUUUAUUAUCACGCUCGCGCCGGUUGCUGCCGCACUUCUUGGCGCUGGCAAUCUCUCUGGCUUUGACUACCGAGAGCUCGAGCAGGCGCGGGCUUCUAAAAUCGACUGGUACAAUGCGCAGUUCUAUAAUGGAUGGGGCCCUGCUGAAGACCCUCGGAUGUACGCGGCGAUCGUUGCGCAGGGCUGGUCUCCGCGCCGGGUUGUUUACGGCCUUUUGACUAACCCAGGCAAUGGGUCACAGGGCUAUGUGUCGCGCGAGAAGAUCAGUCCUGUUCUUGCAGCCUUGGUCGAGCAGUUCCCCAAUUUUGGUGGUGUGAUGGGUUGGGAGUAUUACAAUGCACUGCCUGGUGGUGAGGCUGAGCCAUGGCAGUGGGCAGCGGAGAUGACAGUCAGUAUGGGUAUGAAAGAUGUGGUGGCCGCUGCUAAACAGCUUUUGGCGCCUGGGGCUAUGGCAAGCAGCUUGAAUAACCUGCUGCAAGAUAUGUUGAACCAGGGACGAAGAUUUUGA